This is a messenger RNA of Acanthochromis polyacanthus (spiny chromis), 1462 nucleotides long. RefSeq names its product nodal homolog 2-A-like. Gene Ontology annotation, molecular function: type I activin receptor binding; cytokine activity; growth factor activity. Gene Ontology annotation, biological process: BMP signaling pathway; SMAD protein signal transduction. Gene Ontology annotation, cellular component: extracellular region. Lineage: Eukaryota; Metazoa; Chordata; Actinopteri; Pomacentridae. The transcript has 2 exons. The record is from RefSeq and is a predicted model, not a curated record. Bases 1 to 1065 code for a protein of 354 amino acids.
AUGUUUAAUUGUAAUUUUACAGUAGCAUUCUGGCAACAACAGCUGCUGGAACUUUACUGUAAAAACAACAUUUUUUUUUUUUUGGUACCGUCAUGGUUUGACAGUUUUUUUUACCAUAAAAUUUACAAACACUUUCUACAGUUUAAUGAUAUAUUUAUCUCUCUUCAUAUUUCACUAAUUCAGAUGAUAACUGUGCAUCCCUUUCUUGCAGAAUCCGUUAAUAAUAGAACACAUUUCCUCUUAUUUCUACCAGGCUCCCAUCGGGUUGGUAAGAAGUGGUCCAUCGCCUUCGACAUGUCCUCCCUGUCUGCUAAUGACAACGUCCAGCUGGCUGAGCUUCGUAUCCGUCAGCCGGCCUUCACGGAGUCGUCCAGCGUCGUGGACGUCUACCACUCCCACAAGCACCGCUGCCCCGGCUGCCCCGACAGCAGGCAUCUCCUGGGCCGCCUCAGAGCUCGGCCCAGCUCCACGGCGUCUUCGUUCUCCUGGAAAGUGUUCGACAUGACGGAGAUGCUCAGCGGCUGGCUGCAGCGGGGACACGGGGGCAGGAGGACGGAGCUGCAGGAGGACGAAGUGGAAGAGGACAUCCAGCACGCUACAGCUGACCGGGUCGUGAUGGUGGUGUUCUCCAGCCAGAACAGUCAGAAGACGCUGAUCCGUGUGGCAGAGCGCUCCAAGUACGUCAGGACGACCAGCAGCAGCGGGGCGAGGAGAGGCAGGGAGAAGAGGCAUCCCCGGACCGAGAACAACGGUCCUCUCUGCAGGAGGACGGACAUGUGGGUGAACUUUGAGAAGUUUGGCUGGGCCGAUUAUAUCGUCUUCCCCAAACGGUACAACGCCUAUCAGUGCCAGGGGAGCUGCCCGACGCCGGUGAACGAGACCUUCGGCCCCACGAACCACGCAUACAUGCAGAGCCUGCUGCAUCACCACCACCCCGACAAAGUUCCAUGUCUGUCCUGUGUGCCGACCCGUCUUUCGCCGCUGUCCAUGCUGUACUACGAGAACGGGAAGAUGGUGAUGAAACAUCAUGAGGACAUGGUGGUGGAGGAGUGUGGAUGUGAGUAAGGAAAUGAUCUGCAAGCCUCCUAGAAAGGCUGGAAGAAUGGAAGACUGAAGCCUCUGAGCUGUACAGGGCCUGAGGAGAGGCACAGAGUGGACGCUUGUCCACAUGCACUUUAAAGACAGAAACUCUACUGCAGAUCCUGGACACCGCUCAUUAAAUUCUACAAAAUAAAGCUAAAAGGUAUUGUUUGUAGGAGAUCAGGUGGAUGUAUUUUGUGCUGUUUAACUGCAUUAACUGGUGCACCAAGGAAUGUUCAAACUCUUGUUUUUAUGCCUGAAUUUUAAACGACACUUAAAAGACUAAUGUCAGAAUGUUGGAAGUGCUUUGACUUUAUUAAAAGGUUUGGGUCACAUUGAUCCAUUUGUUUGCUAUGUACGAUAAUAGAAUAAAUGAUUUCAU